CAGUAGCUCUAUAGUACUUAUUGGCGUUGGCUGGUAUAACCUUUCACUAAUGGGAUUACGGUCGAAUUUAUGAGAUCAGACCAAUUAAUAAGGACAGGUUUGUGAUGAUCGCCGGCGUGUUUAAGAAUUAACGAGCGUGACCCGCGAGGGCUGGACCUCUAAUUGUUAUUGGUUGUAACCUGUAAACAAUCGCGACCUCUCUUAGUCAUCAUUGUCUUGGUCGUCUAAUUUUUGUUUGCAAGAUCUGUGCGUGCUAAAUAAAUGAAAGUGCGUUGUGAGCAAAGUUUGAGAUAUUAAGAUGAGGACUUCAUACAAUCUGCAAGAACGGUCUUCAAGUGAUGACUUUACAAGAUGCAGUUUUAAGGUGACAAACGUAUUUUCUAUCAAUGAAAACGGAGCAUCGCUCAACAGGAUGUCUGCAGUUGAUGGGAGUGACGUCAUCGCAUACACGGAAGCAGACGAGAAGAAUAACAGGGACAAACAUAACGAUAGCUUGAUCACGGACUUGGAUGAUGUCAGCAUUGUGUGUGAAAAUGAAGAUAUCAAUGCAGAAAAAGACGUCAAGGAAUCUGGCGGCGAGACAAGUCAAUCACGUGGGCAAAACGUCUCCAAUUUGGAGGGCAAGGUCAUCGCCCUUAGAGAGGACGGACCCACAGAGGACAAUGACAAGGAUGAGGGACUCGUCACGAUCGGAGCCCAGGAGAAUAAAACAACCAGACCAACUGAUAAAAUGGAAAAUGGACAGGUUACGGGUCCCAGAGACGACAAAGAAGUUAUUGCUGACAUCGAUAUGGAAGCCAUAAAGGAGUAUAUUUUGAAGAUAGUAAACCAUGCGCAAGAAAUUGUACAGAACGAGUCAAAAGAAACAGCAAAACCGCGGGUCCACCGAGUGAAGCCUUGGACCCAAAGACUCGCGGAAAUAUUUUGUUUUAGAAGGAAAUGACGCAAUCAUAGUAUACGAACCGAUGUGGGAGUAGUAUGGAAUGGCAUUCAUACUUAAAAACAGCUACAUUUUUUGAAGUGAAUGUAAAACAAACAUUUAGAAAGAAGGAUUGUUUGUGAAACAAUGAUAUAUGAAAAGGAUCUUACGUCAUGAAAGAAAACGUGCGUGACUGCUUGCGCACUUCACCACUGGGGAUUACGUCGCGCCGUUCUUCAUUCUAAGUCGCUAGCUGGUCGUGGUGAAAACUCUUCGUCUUAUUUUGAACGAGUUCACACUGGUCUGAUGGCAUGGUGAAUAUAUUGUGUUUCAUCCCUGCAGUUUGAUCGUGUGAUUAGACUUGUAAUUGACUCAGUCCAGAACAUUGCUGAUGUCAUAAUUAAACUAUAAUUCACAACUAUAUGUAUAUAUCAUCAUACCAUGUUUCAAUGUGUGCAAACAUUCAUUCAAGUGUUGGGAAUUGAUGCGUUUCACAUUUUUUUGAAAAUAUAAACAUGUUUAUUAUUGUUAUAUUGAUUUUGUUUUAUAAUCUUCUGUGCAUUUACAUGUAAUUUGUUAUUUACGUAUUCAUAUGUAUAAAACAUUAUAUUCUAUUUAUUACUUGUUUUAUGUAAUGUACAUUCUGGGUUAAGUUAUAGACUCUACCUUGUACAUUGCACAAAUAUAUACUUUCAAGGUUAGAUGAGAUAUACUUUAUUGAGUAUAACUGAGGCUCAGUAUUUACAAUGCAUUUAUUAUUUUCUUCAGCUGGAAAAAAAAUGGCAAAAUUUCAGCAAAACAUUAACCAAACCAAAGGGCAAAGUAUUUAAUAGUAUUUUAAGUUUUAAUAUUAAACAUUUUGACAACAAAGUCCGUUGUCGAUUGGAACUAUUGUAACCAUGUAGCUUUGAUAUCACAGUGUAUGAAUCUUACUGUGUUAAUCAAUAAAUCUGAUCAGUUUGCUUUA
Magallana angulata is the source of this 1886-nucleotide messenger RNA. RefSeq lists its product as uncharacterized. The record is from RefSeq and is a predicted model, not a curated record. Bases 299 to 943 code for a protein of 214 amino acids. The transcript is spliced from 8 exons. NCBI's taxonomy places the organism in Eukaryota, Metazoa, Mollusca, Bivalvia, Ostreida, Ostreidae.